Messenger RNA from Penicillium cinerascens, 4434 nucleotides. Its product is annotated as MFS transporter/fungal specific transcription factor domain-containing protein. Gene Ontology annotation, biological process: transmembrane transport; regulation of DNA-templated transcription. Gene Ontology annotation, molecular function: zinc ion binding; transmembrane transporter activity; DNA-binding transcription factor activity, RNA polymerase II-specific. Bases 1108 to 4434 code for a protein of 1108 amino acids. The record is from RefSeq and is a predicted model, not a curated record. The transcript is spliced from 16 exons. NCBI's taxonomy places the organism in Eukaryota, Fungi, Ascomycota, Eurotiomycetes, Eurotiales, Aspergillaceae.
AUGGAACCCGACAGCGCCGGGCGCACACCAAGUCGCGACGGGGCUGCCGGAACUUGUGACGAGGGCAAGCCAUACUGUCAAACUUGUCAAGCCUUUGGCGUGAAUUGCAAUUACAAUUCGCCCCACAUUCCAGAUCUCCAAUCUGCAUGGCAGGACACGCCGCGCAAAUCAGAUCCCGAUAAUUCAUUUGGUCAGCUUGUCUUCAGUGCAAAGCCAGUACCUAACCUUCUGCACCCAGUGGUCGUGGUUGGGGAUGGUUAUGGCUCGUUUAAACUCGACGCGAGUAGUCUAGCUCGUCUAGACCGAUUCCAACACCGCACGGCUUUUACAUUCGCAACUGCUCGAAUUCCUGAAAUUUAUCAAAUUGAUGUGGCCAAAAUCGCGAUAGCGAAUCCAUUCCUGAUGCAUGUUAUCCUUACCAUCACGGCCACCCAUGAUCGCUACUUGUCAAUCACCCCAGAAACGGCAAAGCCAUCCCUUACCGAGGCUUACCACUGGUCACGGGCUGCUGCAUUACUCAAUCGAAAACUGUCGAACCCAAUUCUACCCCAGGACCGUGAUGCUCUUUGGGCCGCCGCAGCCAUGUUAGGAAUUGCAAGUGUUACUUCUAUUGAGGCAUCGUCUCCAAAGGAGGCAUGGCCUCUCAAACCUUACGAUCCAGCUGAUUUGGAAUGGCUUGAUAUGUCUCAAGGAAAGGAAGCGAUAUGGAAUGCUACCGAUCCACUGCGCCCAGACAGUAUCUUCCAUGUCAUGGCAGACGACUAUCGCGCUCUCAUGGCCCCACCUAGGCUCUGUGAAAUUAACGAAAUACCCGAUGAGUUGGUCCGGCUAUGUGAUCUGGAUGGCUUGUCAGCACUGCAGCAGAAUCCAUAUUAUACUGCCGUGUCUAUACUGGUUCAGCUGGGGGGUAUCCAAUGCACCCAAACGACGAUGUCAAAAUAUCUCGGGUUUAUGAGAUUUAUGGAGCCUGCCUUUCGGAAUCUGUUACAUCAGAAGGACGCUCGUGCAUUACUGAUCCUUGCUAAUUGAGGCUCGGAGAUCGUCUUUCGCGCGGAAAACAUCCCGGUCCGGUUCUUCAAAGCAUGCCGGUGGUGUCGCCGGCAGAAGAUGCGCUGUGAUGCACGCAAUCAGGUCCCAUGCUUCCGCUGUCGCUCAACGGGCCGUGACUGCAUCCUGGACCCCAUAGAAGAUAACAUGCGACGUAAUGAACGUCGGAGAAAAUCUACAACGCCCGCACGUGGCUCGGCAGUAACUUCUCCGCUGGAUCACCGUAGUGGAUUUCAUACUCCUGCUUCAAGAGACCAGGAUUAUUCACCCGUUGCUGGUCAAGAUGCUUCCUUCAAUGCUUCUAUCGACUCGUUUCCAGAGUCCUCCUUGGGGAGGCUGCGAAGGUCUCAGACUGCUGAUCAUCAUGCACAUGGCCAUGCUCAUGGGCAUGUUCAUGAAUCACAACAAUUGAGUCCAAAUGAUAUGAUCGCGCCGGCGUCAGCAGUGCAUUCAAUGUCUGUCAAUUUACUCGGUACUGAUGAGAUUUUCAUGGAGCAUUCGAGCAAUGGAGACCCUAGAGGGGACAUUAUUGCUCGUGGUAUUGUUAGCGAGGAACAGGCCAGAAUCAUGUAUGAAAGAUUCACAGGCGGAAGCAAGAACUUCUUACCUGUCUUCGACCCUAUUCGUGACACCUUUGACUCCAUACGAUCACGGUCACUAUUUUGCUUUACAGUAAUAAUCUACCUGGCCAGUAGGGCAGUGGUGGAUCUACGCGGGGACACCCACAUGCAGCGUGUGCUACAAGACGAAGCGCAGCGACUUGCGGAAGACAGCUUCUUUGAACGCCCAACGAAACUCGAAACAGUGCAGGGGAUGAUCCUACUCGCCGCAUACUCAGAGAAAACCUGGUUCUCAACGGCACUUAUUCUGCGCACGGCCCUGGAUUCCGGCUUAGAAAAGUCACUUGACAAAUUGCUUUCUCAAGAGAAUCUGCCGCGAAGCUCACUUUCUGCCUCCAUGGCUGACCGCCAGUUGGUAUGGCAGGUACGGACCUGGCUCAUCAGUUUCACAUUGGAGCUGGAUGUAGCUUCAGGUACUGGCCGCAAGUCACGCAUAGGUGAGGUGGAUAUCAUGAAACUGCGCAAAUUUCUCGACUAUCCUCUCUCGUUGCCUUGCGAUAUGCGGACUGUCUGCAUUAUUGAACUUCAUCAACUUCGAGGCCAUUCCCGUAUAACUCUCGACAAUACGGGGACCAUCCAAGAUAUAGUUUCAACGGAGCUGCCCGCGAUCAUGGCAAGGCUACAAAGCUGGUGGGCCACAUGGGAUGAGAUCCACAGUAAAUGCUUACACCAUAGCGAAGAUAAUGGAUUUCAUUCUGGUGCAUUCCAGCGAAGCAGUCUCAAGCUUAUGCUCAACUAUGCCAGAAUAUUCGUACUUUGUGCCUCCCUAGCACGCAUCCAGAAGCUACAACCUGGCUCCAACUCCGAAUCUGAAAUUACUGACCAGAACGUUUUGAAUCUGUGGCAAUCUCUUAUCACGACCAUCAUGGACCAACUAGCAUUCCUGAUCAAUUGGCCGUCCUAUCGAUGCCAACUCCCAUGGGCUCCAACCUAUCCGGCCCUCACGAUUGCCUUUGUCACUACAUUCGCGCUUCGGAUCGCACGCUGGCGACCAAACUGGAUUGAUCAAGACCUGCUAUUAGACAGAGCAGAAAAGAUCUGCGACUUCUUGAAGCAGCCACCAUACCCGGACAUCCACCGCACUGUCUCCAUCUUUGUCAAUUAUGCCAGGGCCUUGAUUGCUAGUCAACGUCCACGAAUCAAUGACAGCACAGAGGGCCCUAACGUGUCCGAGCAGGAUGAUGGACACGUUCCAUCAUACAGAGGCCCAGACAGUCUCAUGCAGAAUGCCCCGCCUUUGGCGCCACUUGAAGAUCAUCGGUACAGAACCGGCACGGUUCUUCCGAGUGAUAAGGACCCAAAUAUGGUCCCCAUGACAGGUAAUGAUGCAGCUGCGACAACCAGACCACCUCUUCCCAAAAUUCCCGAUACGAUGGAGGCCCCAAAUUGGACCAUGUCGAAUUCUAUCGCAGAUUCCUUUGACAAGAUGGAAAGCUCCAAUGAGAAGGCUACUAUCACAAUGAAGACCGAAAAAAACAUCAACACAAAAGAUGAUUUUACACUAGUUGAAAUUUCUCCGGAAGAAACACUCGUUGAAUUCUCCCCUGAUUCUUCGGCAGACCCGAACAGGUGGAUUUUUAGCAAGAAAAUGUACAACGCAGUCGUGGGGCUAUUAGUCGUACUCAAUAGCGGCGUGUCAUCGUCCCUGCCUAGCAAUGCAAUCCCCGCUAUCAUGCACGAUUUCGGCCUGUCAGGAAACGGUCAAAAGACCGUUGUUAGUGGCGCCUAUGCGGAUUUGUUUUCCGAUUUGCGCAGUCGUGGUCGGGCGAUGGCUUUGUACAUGUCGGCUUCAAGUUUCGGUCCCAUUAUUGGACCGAUUAUCUCAGGAUGCUCGGUCCAGUACGGCUGGCGAUGGACGUUUCGCAUCGACUUGAUUCUCGGCGGCAUCACCUGGUUGGGUCUUCUCUUUUAUUCUGAAACGUUUGCGCCUGUUAUUCUCAAGAAGCAAGCCUCGAAGCUAAGGAAAGACACCGAGUGUGAUCGAUACUUCUCCUCGCAAGAGUUAAGAAAAACAGAUGCGGCAUUCACUUUGACCCAAACAAUCACUCGGCCUAUUACGAUGCUCAUUUUCGAGCCUAUUAUCCUGUUCACGGCCAUUUACAUUUCUCUCGCCUGGAGCAUGGUCUUCUUCUUCUUCCAGGCGUAUCCUAUCAUCUUCCAGGGUACCUACGGCUUUGAUAUUCAAAUGACUUCUCUCACUUACAUUCCCGUGGGCGUCGGCGCCGCAUCAUCUUGCCUCGUCGCCUUCAUCUACGAUACCAUCUACGAAAGAGCCAAGAAGCUCGGCAAGAGCUGGACAUCCAGUCCCGAAUUCCACCGCCUCCCGCUAUCCUGUGCAACUGGUCCACUCCUAACGGGCAGUCUGUUCUGGCUCGCAUGGUCAGCCAAACCAUCCGUCCACUGGGCAGUUCCAGUAAUGUCGGGACUUCUCUUCGGGAUCGCAUACCAAACCACCUUCAUCUCACUGCUGACCUACGUCACCGACGCAUAUCGCAUCUACUCUGCCAGUGCACUAGCUUCGUCUGUCAUUUUGCGAAGCAUUGCUGGUGCGCUGUUUCCUCUCGCUGCGGAUCCACUCUAUGCGAAGCUUGGAGUUUCAUGGGCAACCUCGGUUCUUGGCUUCGCCGCCAUGGCUUGCAUUCCUAUUCCGUUUGCACUGCUCUACUUUGGACCGUGGAUUCGGAAGAGGAGCCCCUUCUGUCAGCGGUUGCUGGAGAUGGAUAUGAUGAAGGCUAGAGGUGGGACGAGGACGCCUGAGGAGGCUUGA